Molecule: messenger RNA, 3056 nt
Organism: Girardinichthys multiradiatus
Lineage: Eukaryota; Metazoa; Chordata; Actinopteri; Cyprinodontiformes; Goodeidae
Gene: pibf1
Product: progesterone immunomodulatory binding factor 1
Exons: 18
Coding region: 620-2917 (765 amino acids)
Biological process (GO): cilium assembly
Cellular component (GO): centriolar satellite
Source: RefSeq, a predicted model, not a curated record
AAGUUUAAGUUCAGUUACACUAUAACUGAAUCCGGAAUUUAGAUUGUCUUGAGGUUGUCGUCCGAUUUUGAAGUGAUUUGCAGAUAUUUUUCAUUAACAAUUAAUCAAAUUAGUUAAACCUACACUUCAGCCACGUUUAUUUUAUUUGGAAACCCUGUUUUCUAAGCUCAUCUUUAGCGCUUUCCUCGACGAAUUUGCCACUCACAAUAUGGCGGACGGGCUAACGCGUCGUUUCUAUGAGUUGACGGUGUAAAAUCUAAAGCGACGUUGUCAGCGUUGCGCAAUGCUUACGAUAGAGGGCACUGUGGCUAACAGUCAAACAACAGCUGGCGGUUAGCAAGCACCUCGGAGCGGGACCCUUGAAACUAAACCGUUUACUGUCUGUUGUUUAUGAGGGGACCUCGUCUGUAUUUAGUCAGACAAAAUUAUAGAUAAUUAGUGUAAAAAGUGCUUAGUAAAAACAGUAGAGUGAUGAUGUUGGGUUCUUUGCUUCAAACUAAGGUUUGGGAAUGAAUUAUCGCGAUGUAACUGAACUCCCAGUUAACCUUCUAAUCAUUUCUAAAUUAUUUGGACACUAACUGCCUAAGAAACAAAGAAAAGCAACUUCAAAGUGGACAAAAUGCCUCAAAAGAAGCAGCAGCUGAAGCCGACAGCAGCGAACGUGUCCAGCUCAUUGGACCUGGAGUCUGAGGACAUCAGCCUGGAGACGACCGUGCCGACCACCGAGGAUGUGUCUUCGUCCGAUGAGCAACGCAACGGCUCCCAGAAGGUGACCCGCCAGUUGAUCGAGAGGAAGGAGCUGCUGCACAACGUUCAGCUGCUGAAAAUAGAGCUUUCUCAAAAGAACCUCAUCAUAGACAACAUGAAAGCUGACCACAUGUCAAAGGUUGAAGAACUAGAGGAAAAACUGAACGACGCGCUGCAUCAAAAACAAGUGUUGUCUCUUAAACUGGACAGCCAGCUUAAGCUUGCGCAAGAGGAGAACAGGAAACAGCAGGCUCUUCGUAAGCAGGAGAUGGAGACCGUCCUGCUCAGGCAGCAGCAGCUGGAGGAGACUAACCGCCAGCUUUGUGAGAAGGCGGGAGAGCUGCGGCGGUCUCUCCGAGAUCUGGACAUACACCAGGACCGCUACCAGGAGCUCCGCGGCAUGCCCGACGACAAAAUCGGCAUCCAGGAAUAUGUAGCUAUGCGUUUCUAUGAGGCUGUAACUCCUCUCCGUACUCAGCUGACUCAACUGAGUGAGCAGAAGAGCUACCUGACUGAGGAGCUGGACGUACACAGAAACAAGCUGAAGCUUUUGAUGGAGAGCUACGAGGAAGAGAGGCGGUUGCGUGCAGACCUGGAGCUGAGGAGCCAGAGGCUGACCUUAGAGCUGGCAGAUACUAAACAGCAUAUCCAGGAGGGCAACUAUCGUCAUGACAACUACCCACACAUCAAGAGAGAGCGUGAUAACUUUGAAACGGAGCUGAAGGAGUUAAAGAUGAGGUUUGAGACGGUGGACUUGUCUCUUGCUGCACUGACCAGAGAAAGGGACACACUCAGCAACGAGGUGGCGACAUUGCAGCAGUCAGUGACUCUUCUGCAGAAGGACAAGGAGUACCUGCACAGGCAGAACAUGGAGCUCAGCGUCCGCUGUGCACAUCAAGAAGAUCGUAUAGAUAGACUACAGGUACAACUGGAAGAUGCGAAGAAAGCCAGGGAGAAUACCUAUGAAAAAUACGUAGCAUCCAGAGACUACUAUAAGUCAGAGUAUGAGAACAAGCUCAGAGAGGAGUUGGAGAACAUUAGGCUGAGAACCAGUCAGGAGAUAGAGAACCUGCAGAGAACCUCCAGAGAGAUGUAUGAGAGGGAGAACAGGAAUUUGCGUGAGGCCAGAGACAAUGCUGUUCUGGAGAAAGACAGAGCUGUUACCGCUGAAAGAGACGCUCAGUCAAGAUACGACCAACUGCUGGAGCAGUUCCGUCAGCUCCAGUUGGGCACCGACAGCCGGGUAGCAGAGCUCUCCAGCCAGGCGAAGUUGCACUCUUUCGAGGCCGAGCGAGCUCAUUUGCUUAAGGAAGAGACGGCGAAGGCGCUGGCUCAGUGCCAGGUGGAGUGUGAGAAACAGCAGAAGAAGCUGGAGCUCCUGACUCAGGAGUUUUACCGGCUCCAAUCAUCCUCUGAGAAGCGGGUGGCGGAGCUUCAAGCCCAGAACGCCGAGCAGGCAUCCCGACUGGAGACGUAUGAAAAGCUCGAGCAGGAGUUGGACCAGGUUACCAUGCAGGCGGCUGAAAUUGAGAAUGAGGAAGAGGCAGAGCGAGUUCUGUUCUCAUACGGAUAUGGGGCAAAUGUUCCCACAACGGCCAAAAGAAGACUGAAGCAAAGCGUUCAUCUGGCCCGCAGGGUGCUGCUGCUCGAGAGACAGAACACAUCACUGAGGAGGGAGCUGGACAGACUCCAGUCACAGACGGGACAGAUGUCCCAGGAGCUGUCGGCAGCCAACCAGCUGUUGCAGCAGACUCAGCAGCCUUACAGCUUUCUAAUCGAGACGGUGAGAGAAAGGGAUGCACAGGUCAUUGCACUGAAGGAUCGUGUUUCCUCUGUUGAAGAAGAAGUCAGCUCUCUGAGGAAAGAGCGAAAUGCUCUGCAGCAAGUGAAGAAUGACAUGGCAGCUGACCUGGAGCGACUUCUCAGCAAUAGAGAGGAGUUGGCGAUGAUGAAGCAGGCCCUGAUCAGCAUGCGAUCCAGACAGGGAGAGGGCUUAAACCUGUUUGAAACAGGUAACAGCACUACAAGGACCUCUGGAACAGCAAAGCAGCAGUCCAAACGUGUCAUCGGGACUGGCAAGGAGGAAUCCUCAAACAAGCCCAGACCCACUGUUUUUACCAAAAGAGAAGUUCCUGAUUGGUACCAGAGGCCAAAGCAGAAACUCAAAUGAGAGAUGGCCUGAGUAACGGUGCUCACUCAGGACGUAGACUGCUGUACAUUUUAAUACAGUAGAUUUCUAUUUUUCCUUGUAAAUAGUUUUACUUUUAUAAACAAGUUUUCAAAUACAAAAAUACAACCUGUUGCUAUUA